Molecule: messenger RNA, 1915 nt
Organism: Mycotypha africana
Lineage: Eukaryota; Fungi; Mucoromycota; Mucoromycetes; Mucorales; Mycotyphaceae
Product: major facilitator superfamily domain-containing protein
Exons: 1
Coding region: 109-1722 (537 amino acids)
Biological process (GO): transmembrane transport
Cellular component (GO): membrane
Molecular function (GO): transmembrane transporter activity
Source: RefSeq, a predicted model, not a curated record
ACAAAAACAAGCAAUUUCAGCCUUAGUUGAACCAUUUUCUUUUUCACUUUUCACUUUUUUCUUUCCCCCCCCCAUUCUUCGUAUCUUUCAACAACACAUCUUCCAUCAAUGACAGAUAUUGCUUCUCAACAUGAGCAAGAACGGUUUGCUGCUGCUGAGAAAAGGCUCCAAUCUCUUGAAAGGUUGGAUGAUGCAAAUGGUGCUGGCGGAUGGAAUUGGUUCACUUUUCGUACCAUACUGACUUCCGGUGCCGGCUUCUUCACCGACUCGUAUGAUGUCUUUAUUAUUAAUCUCGUAACACCUAUGCUUGGCUAUGUCUACUAUUCUCAACACGGCAACAAAAUUCCAUCCAAUAUUGAAGGCAUCUUGAAAGGUAUGUCUUCGGUGGGUACCUUUAUUGGUCAGCUUCUAUUUGGUUUCUUGGGUGAUAUUCUUGGUCGUAAGAUAUACGGUUUUGAGUUGUUGAUUAUUAUCAUCGGUACGAUCAAUUGUGCUACUUCUGCUUCAGCUAUUCGUGGUGUGGAUGCUAUUGCAUUUCUUGGAUUUUGGCGUCUGAUUCUUGGUAUUGGUGUUGGUGGUGAUUAUCCUAUGUCUGCUACUAUUACCUCUGAAUGGUCCGCUGCUGGUAAACGCGGUAUGAUGAUGGCCCUCAUCUUUUCUAUGCAGGGUAUUGGUAACUUGUCUGCUGCUAUUGUUACAUUGAUUCUUUUGGCUAUUUUCAAAGGUGCUAUUAAUGCUGAUGUGAUGAAUUUGGAUUAUGUCUGGCGGCUCUGUAUUGGCCUUGGUGCUGUUCCUGCUGUAGCUACCAUAUACUUGCGUUUCACUAUGCCUGAAUCACCUCGCUACUCUCUUAAUGUGCAAGGCGAUGUUGAAGCUGCCGCUCAAGCGAAAGGUCAAACAGUCAGCGAAGAGCUUAUCAAACAACACACUAAAACAGAGGAAAAGCGCGACCACUGGGCGGAAUUCAGAGCUUACUUUGGUCAAUGGAAACAUCUUAGGGUAUUGAUCGGUACUGCUGCCUCUUGGUUCCUCCUCGACGUUGCUUUUUAUGGUCUCGGGCUCAAUAAUUCUGCUAUUUUACAAGCCAUCGGUUUUGCUCAUAAAGCUACACCUUUUGAGACUCUUUGGGCCAAUACUGUUGGUCAAAUCAUUAUCACUUGUCUUGGCUCCGUUCCUGGUUAUUAUAUUACUGUCUUCACCGUUGAAAAGCUUGGUCGUCGUACCAUUCAAAUCAUGGGUUUCACUGCUACCACUAUUUUGUUCGCUAUCAUGGCUGGUUGUUAUAACAUCUUGAUUGAAAAAUCUAUGCCUGCUUUCAUUUUCCUCUUUACCUUAGCACAACUUUUCCAAAAUUUUGGUGCGAAUGCUACUACUUUUAUUAUUCCUGGUGAAGUGUUCCCUACCAAAGUUCGUGCCUCUGCUCACGGUAUUUCUGCUGCCUCUGGCAAAGCAGGUGCUAUUUUGGCAUCCUUUGCUUUUAACGUACUUGUCGAUAUUGGUGGUGCUCCUGGUCAACAUGCAUUCUUGCCUCAAACUCUUGGUAUCUUUGCGGCUGUCAUGUUUUUGGGUCUUAUUGUCACUGUUCUCUGGGUUCCCGAAUCAAAAGGUAAAGAUCUUGAAGAGUUUGAAGAGGAUUAUAUCCCUCCUGUCACUUUACAAUUGGAUGCUUCUGAGGAAGCAAGCACAACCAAUGAAGCUAUACUACCUGAAUUAAAAGCUUAAAAUCACAUUUACCAUUUCAUUUAAAUCUUUUUUUUUCUUCUUUUUCUUUUGUACAUUACUAACACUUCAUAAAUAACCCGUUUCUUUUUAAUGAUCUGACGUACUCUAAUUCUGUAAAUAUCACAUUAUUCCUUAUCAUAUAUCUCUCAAACAUGAGGUUCACGAAAUAAAUUGUAUACAAUAAUAAUGACAA